AUGCAUUUCCUUCGCACCCUGCUCCCCUUCAUGGCCGCAUCUUUCGCCGUCGCUGGUGUCAUUCCCUUGGACCAUGCCAGCCUCGUAGCUAAGGACCUUGCGGGGCGCCAGGGAAUCGAUGCCCCGACGGUCGUUGCAAUCAUCCAGGCGCUCGCGGCCCAGGUGAGCAGUCUCGAAGAGACGAUCGAGACGGCUUCAGGCCUCAGCACCUCCGCCCAGGUGUCGGCUCUCUCUCAGAACAUUACCUCUUCUCUCAAUACAAUAAUCACCGAGAUAAACCAGUCCGUCGGGGCGUCGACCGGUGUCGUCUUCAGCGACCCAACAUCCUGCCAGGAGAUCGGUGACGCAUUGAACCAGUUCGCAACCGUGCUCGACAACACGUUCCACGUACUCAUCUCCGAGGCUCCCGUAUUCUUGAACUUCAACAGCGCCGCCCCGAUCGCACAAGAGUUGGGAGUGAUCCAGCCAGAGAUCGAUACAUUGGCAAACGUGAUAAUCCAGGCGCUUCCCUGCCAGACCCAAGCUGUCAAGCAAGGCCAGGCCUUGCUCGACAACGACUUUAGCAGCGCGAUUGCCGCGCUCGCUUAG
Dacryopinax primogenitus is the source of this 588-nucleotide messenger RNA. RefSeq lists its product as uncharacterized. The record is from RefSeq and is a predicted model, not a curated record. The transcript is spliced from 4 exons. Bases 1 to 588 code for a protein of 195 amino acids. NCBI's taxonomy places the organism in Eukaryota, Fungi, Basidiomycota, Dacrymycetes, Dacrymycetales, Dacrymycetaceae.